Messenger RNA from Opisthorchis viverrini, 3417 nucleotides. RefSeq lists its product as hypothetical. The coding region runs from base 116 to 2614 and encodes 832 amino acids. Lineage: Eukaryota; Metazoa; Platyhelminthes; Trematoda; Opisthorchiida; Opisthorchiidae. The transcript is spliced from 10 exons. The record is from RefSeq and is a predicted model, not a curated record.
CUUGUCUGAUCGUUGAUUGCAUUCAGAGCUACUGUUCAAGGAGCUGACAAGUGUUUCACUCAUAUACAUCCCCCUGUGUGCCAGUUGUUUUUCGCCUUCUGAAACCGCUUGUAAAAUGGCAACCAAACAGCUGAAUGCUCUAAAUCCGCGCAACUUCAAGGAAAAGAUAGAACUGCUGAAGAAAAAAGAGGCUGCCUCGACUGCGAAUUUCGCCGCAGCCAUCAGGGAUGCCCGAGAGAUAUGCCAGAUUGCCGGUGCGUGCGAUCCCAUCCUGAAACCUUCCUUGGGAAGCAGUUUACUCGAUCGUACUCCUCUCCUCAAGGCCUAUUCUCUCCCCUCUGUUAGUUCUCCGGCUUCUCUCAGAACAGACGCCAAAAUCGAUUCAAUUGGGGGAUUCAACGAACAGUUUUCGGUCAACCAAGAAUGCCCUCCACGAGCACAGUCCACCAUUGUAUCUAGCGGGACAGCAACGGAACUUCGCCAUCCUCCCUCUGGAAUUCCAGCGCAGACACUCCAGCCUACUCCCACACCGAGAGCACAGACUAACUCAAAUGAGCGACUAUCCACUCUGCUAUCCUCGCCGGUUCACACGCGCACUACUCCGGGUACUACUCAUCCUUGGCGUUUCGACCAACCUGUGUCUUCAGGGAUCAGUACUCCUCAUCCACCCAUAGUGACACCCACACCAAGGCCAAACGGUAUGUAUCCCCGGUCUCAAACGGAUGCCGCCAUUCCUAGUACAGUAAACCAUAUGACUUCGCGCAUGGUGUGUCAAGCGAAUUCAUCCAGCCUUACUCCAUGGCAAAUGGCCCACCCAGUCAAUGGUAUCCGCACCGCCAUUUCACACACGACUCUAUGCUCUGUGCAUUCCAGCACAGCUACUCCUGCACCGUUUGGCAGAACUUCGGACUUCAACCUCCCAGCGAACACCGUCUACGAUACACUCCAAACCUACCGUCGACUCCACUCUAAUGAAGGCGUGAUGAGGCAACAUUCCAGUCCUGGACAACCCUCGUCUCGCAGUAUGUAUAAUAUUUCCAAUUGUUCUGGACAUUGGAAUGUAUCCUCCCCCUAUUAUAGCGUCGAGCCACUUCCAAGUGGUACGUCCACCGGUGCUGCGACCGCCACUACUUCGGUCUACCUGGAUUUGAGUUCACCGCCCUCGCGAAUUCAUCCCGAUUCUCGGGAACGUCUUUACGAGCGUUCGUUUUCCAAGGGUCCCGAGAUUUCUUACAAUCUUGCAACCCCACAGCCCGUCUGUGGUCCCGAAUGGCGUCGUGUAUCUUCCGACUCAUCCAUUCGACAGUCGCUCUCCGUUUCCGGCCAAUCUGGCUGUUUGGAUGUGUAUUCCUGUCAGGGCGGAUCGUCCUUGCAUUCGAAUCCUCCCUAUUCGCAACAGCAACCGCUCAGCAAUCCGGUAGUGGAUCGUAAGCCGGACACUCUCCGACGACGUUUUCCCACGGAGCCCACUGUUGGCAGCGCACCCGCGUUUGCCUCCAGUAUGGUAACUGCGCAGCAACAUCAGUUGUCAGCAGCCUCUGUUCCAGAUGUGGAUUACCCUUUGCCACCGAAAAGAGCAUUUACAGGCUCUGCUACAGUCCCUAUCGAUGCGAAUUGUGGCCUUCUUGCACCUAAUAGGGAUUGUUCGAGAGUGGGCCUCAGUUCCGUUGUCGACAACGCCUCAAGUUGUAGCGAACGCAGACCAGUUCCGUGUCUGGCACCUCUUCAUCCGCUGCCACACAACCGUGGGGUUUUGAACUGCAAUAGCGCAGCCACCACCACCAGUCGGGACCCGUUCGCGUUCACACAGCCAAAUUCUCGAGCUGCGGUUCCUCAACAAGCGGACGUGAUUCAACGACUGUCGACAGUUUUCUCCGUCUCUGCCCCCAACAUCCACAUUGAGCAUCGUGAUGCCAUUUCCAACGUGUUACCGACCACGACCAUAGCUACUACAUUGACCACCGAUCCUUCGUUGGGUACAAAUCUCUCAAGCUGCGAUCCAGCCGAUUUGGACCGCUUUUUGCAACUACCUCCGGCGUUCUUGGACCCACAGAGCGAUUCUAAUUGGCACCGAAGCCAUCAUACGAAAGCACUUCUUUCACCAUCAUCUCGUUCAGCUGUAGCACCCUUUCCGUGCCUAUCCGCCAUGCAACCAGAAGGAAGCACGAGGGCUGGGAUACUGCCAGGUUGCCCAAGCCUAGACAGGCGAAGUCGAGAGGCUGAGGUCCUUCCGGUCACUGGAAGAAGGGACAGCUGUACGAUGGCUGCGGAAGUUCUUUCUGCCCUGAACACUGCUGAUGAGGAUAUCCCAACUUCGGUCGCUCUCAGCGCAAAAGGUGGACUGUCCGUGGUCUCUGAUAACUCGCUUGCUGCUGCGAAUUACAGCAAGAUGUCCUCUUCUGCGUAUCCCUGUUCGUUACCCAAUCCACCGGCUGCAAACACCGGGUCCGUUGGUUAUGCUCCCAACUCCGAGCUUCGUUCAUCGUCCAGCUUCCUGGAUGUUGCGAACAAGCUGGGUAUUUCCAUAACAUCGAACGACUACCAACUUCUGACCGAUCCUCAACUGGCCAACUAUGUGACUGAUGAAACUACGGAAGCACAGUUGUUACGAUGACCCACUCCGGUGCAGCGUACUCCGUACAGCGCUGCAGCUAUCUCGGUUUCAGUUUCCCACAACAAGUUCCGCCCGCACCGUUUCAGUCCAACCAAUCGACCUCUUCGUGUUCCGUUUUGCUGUUUGCUUCGGCGUGCUCGUAUCCCCACAAGACUAUACCGGUUUCCAUUGUAUUCACUUACCCUCCGAUGUGUGUAUGGAUCGGUAAUUCUUCGUUGUUUCCUUGCCUUUUGUGUUUGUGGCACGUGCGAAUCAACUUGUUACUUCCUGUCCUUUUGUACAGUAACGAUUUUUUUCGGUCACUGACUCUUCACUGUCCAUUGGCUUUCUAUCAGUGUCUGUGAUUUAGUCUUGUAGUACGCAUGAAUCCACCUACCUGUCUUGUCUGCUACCUAUUUCACUCUCGCAUCCAUCUUACUACGAUGUGUUGUACAAAGUACUCACUCAUCAGUGGUGGUCGAAUUUGGUUAUAUCAUGUAUUGGUAUUUGUGGAAUUCGUAAGUGUAUGAUGCUCUUCACUGUCCUUUCCCUCAUGUGAAUAAAUAUCCCGGGAGUUCUUAAAAACGAAUACGAACAUUUACCAAUGUACUGCCCCCCCCCACACACUUUACUUUCCCAUACCCGCUCAUCUUUUGAAUAUUUACAACGCCUUUCAAAUAGCGCCACAAGAUUUAUUUCAGUUUUCACUUCCCCAAAUCCACAUGCUUCCUGGCUCAUCAUCAUCAUCUUUUUGGCAUCUUUGUUGCAAAUAAGAUCAUCCUGAUUUCUAUUGUAUGUAUGUUUGUAUGUAUCCGAUACAUGCG